Messenger RNA from Cyprinodon tularosa, 4852 nucleotides. RefSeq names its product dachshund homolog 2-like. Bases 97 to 1608 code for a protein of 503 amino acids. The transcript is spliced from 10 exons. Lineage: Eukaryota; Metazoa; Chordata; Actinopteri; Cyprinodontiformes; Cyprinodontidae. The record is from RefSeq and is a predicted model, not a curated record.
UAAAGAGAGCUUGUUUCAGAGCAGCUUAGGAGGAGCAGAACAGAAGCGCUUCUGCUCCUCUUCAUCAUUCCUCUUCUUCUGUGUUUCUGCUACAGCAUGGAUGACCCCAAAGGACGGACCUCCACACCCUCUCCUGACCCGGUUUUCUCCUCUGAUCCGGGUUACAGCGCUGGGCUCGCAGGGGCGUUUCUGAGCGACAGGCUUCCUUUGGGAGUGAACGAGGCGAGCGGCGGCGGCGCCGCACCGCACGCGGAAUGUCGCCUGGUGGAAGUUCACGGAGUGAAGGUGGCCUCCUUCACAGUGGACGGCGCGGAGCUGAUCUGCCUGCCGCAGGUUUUCCAGCUGUUCCUGAGGCACCUGGUGGGGGGGCUGCACACCGUCUACACCAAGCUGAAGCGCCUGCGCAUCAACCCGGUGGUCUGUACCGUAGAGCAGGUGCGCGUCCUGCGCGGCCUCGGAGCGAUCCAGCCCGGAGUGAACCGCUGCAAGCUCAUCAGCAGGACCGACUUUGAGGCUCUGUACCGGGACUGCACCAGCCCCAGCUCUCGUCCGGGUCGUCCCCCAAAGAGAAGUCUGGGUUUCAUCAGUAGCAGCUCCAGGCUCCUCCCACAUGGCCUUCUCAGCCCAGCCCUCCUGUCUCAGAGCAGUCUGACAGCAGUGAUGGCUGAAGCUCUGAGGAUACACAAGAUGAGGAAGAUGAUCAUGCAUUUCCAUGGCAACGUUAACCAAAGUGAAGCCAACUCAGAGAACAACAACACAGGGGGCAAUGAAGGAUCAUGGGAAAGGGAACAGCGCCUCCUUUCUCCUUCCUUAGCUGCAGCGCCCCCUGCUGGCUCGGUUUGUCUCAGGGCUCUGCAGCAGCACAGCCGUAUAACAGAUCUUCCUUUUAUGGUCAUGCCACAUCCUCUCCUUCCUGUGGGCCUGCCCCCUGCUGGUGUAGCCAUGGAGAUGACUCAGUUGACCCAGCUGAGCGGUCCAGCUAACCUGCAGGAUGAUUCACAGACAGACGACAAGGGGCUUCCUGCAGGAAGCCCCUCCCCCAGUGAUCAAGGGCUCCACCUUCAGGAACCAACCAGUCGGUUGCCUUCCGGAGCAUCUUCACCUUCAUCUCCUCCUCCUCCAGAACACCCACCAGAACCAGGUGACACCACUUGGCCCCUCCCCCUUCACAAACCAGCCAAUGACAAAAUAGCACCCACCCAGCUGCCAUCAUUCAGGCGCUUCAGCAACUCCUUAGCUCCUCUCCUAAUGUCUGAAGGCCUGUCCUCCAUGGAGACGCUGCUGACCAACAUACAAGGUCUCCUGAAAAUGGCGGCAGAGAGCGCCCGCUCCCAGAGCAAAAGGAGUCAAACGGAGCGCAGAGAGUUAGAACUGGAGCUGGACAAAGAACGAGACGUCAGACAGACUCUGCAGAGACAGCUGAGCUGUGAGCUUCAGACACAAGUGUCGAUGCAGAGGAGGCUGAAGAAGGAGAAGAAAGCAAAGAGGAAACUGCAGGAGGCUCUGGACCUGGAAUCAGGGAAGAGGGAAAAGGUGGAGCGGUCUCUGAAGACUUAUGAAGGACCAACAGAGAACCCAGUCUUCAUCAAGCCUCCUCUUCUUUUCUGAAUGAUCUCUGCCUGGAGGACGGAGGGACAAACAGACACACCGAUGGACGGAUGUAGAGAGAAAAUUCCACCUAAACUCUAAAAGGACUCAGUUUCCCAUCAUUCCUCAUAGCAGCUUGUCUCUGUGGCUGAACUGCUGAGGAACAGGUGUUACUCCCUGUUAGGCUGGAGCAUGACCUGGCUGUUUGAAGUGACACCACUGCUGUGUCCUAUCGUCCACCCUAACCCCUCCAUCCCUAUACAGAGCAACGGUCUUGCUCCAAACACUAACCCUUACUAUCAGUGUCCCUCCAAAUAAAGUAACACUCACAGCUGAGAAAGGCGCCUUGGUUAAAGAGGGGUGGGGGGAUGUAAUUUUGAAUGCAAGGGUUUCUUCCGUCCAACGGAAAAGGAAAACAGUCGUUGCAAUGGUAACACAGUGACAGCACAUGUGCAUGGCUGUUGCUCUCUGCAGUAUGAUGACAUAAAACCUUCGCCCCUUAAAAGAAAUACGGUCAAAUAAAACUAUUUAAAAGAGGACCUUCCCUUUUAGGAUCAAUGACGUCUAACUUGUGUUUUCCUGUCAAAGAUAAAGCAAACCAGCAGAAUAUACUAUUUUAAUACAGGUGUUUCCUCCGCCACUAGUUCGCCGCUACACCCACUGCCAAAAUCCAGUCCGUCUGCUCUGAUGAAGACUCGAUAUUUAAGGGCUGAAUGGUCAACUUUCUCUACCCACUAGGUGGUUUGAGAUGGCUCGUAAUGUGACGGACCCUCCACAAGAACGCCUAAAUGGAGGGUUAGGGGCCCGUUUGGGAUUGGGCCUUAAAAAUCCAACAUGGCUCCUUUCUCCUUCUCCAACUGAGCAUGUGCAGCCUCUAAUGUUACCCACCUGAUGACAUCAUAGGGUCUGACCUGGACCUGCUGUGACUUGAGGACCAUCGACCAGCACACAUUUCUCUCCUAACAUUAAAAUGGUUCCAGUUGCAGGACUUGUCCAACUUGUAAAACUGUGAGUGGGUUAAAAUGGUUAAACUUUUUGCUAACGUUACUAGCUGAAACUAGAAUCCAAAUAGUAGAGGUGCUGGUGCUGCCAAUUAGACACAUUGUGUUACUUCCUGUUUUGACUGCUUUGACCUAUGUUCUGUGCUGCUGUUCUCCAGCUUUUCUCUUUAAUUAAGUUCUCUUUCCUGUGUGUCAUAAGCUCAGAGUGUAGGAAUGUGAGGCGCAGAAUUUGAGGCGAGACAGGCAGUGGGAAGAUUCAAAACGUUAUUAAGAUAAACUGAACAGAAAUAUGUGGUGCUGUGAAUCUACAGUGGCUGCAGGGGGAGAAGGGGCACACUCCAUCACUGGCAAUCUGGUUGAGGGGGAAACACAGGUAAGUGACCACGAUAAUCUGACAGAAGAUGAUCAUCCAUGUGAGUCACUUACCUGGUCCAUCCUCUUGAGUGAGGAAGGAUCCAGUCGAUGGACUGCCAACGAGAUGCGGCGGGAGCAGCCCAGAGUGUCCCCGAUGCAGCAGCCUCAGUGAACAAGCACGAAUCUGAGCAAGGUCAGGGAAACAGUUCAGAACAGGAAGGUUCAGAGAUCCAGGAGUCCCCAACCCGGCUUAGGGUUCCGAUCAGAACAGGAACAGACAGUUUCAGGGUUCCAUGAGUCCAACAGCGAGUUUAGGAAGAAACGUUCAGAUAGAAACUGGUGGGCUCAGCAGUUAAGAGGCAGAACAAGACAUGACCCCAGGAAAACCAUGGAACUUUAAACUAACUCCCUCCACUGAGCCAAAAAAGGGAACAGGGUGUGCUCAAUGGAUAAAAGGGAGGACAUGAUUUGGAAACGCUAAGGCAAGUACCUAACACUAAGCCUAAUACCUACCAGAAUAGAGCCACUGGGACCAGGGACACGUUCAUGUAGUGGCCCUUCAACAGUUCAUGAAAAGGUAGGAACCAAAAACAAUUGGGUGAUGAUACACAGAAAGUGCAGUUCUAGAGCUUCGCCCACUGGUCACCACCAUCCCAUCCAUAUUUCUAAUUGUUUUCCCUGCUUAUUCAUAUAACAGAUGAGAACCCCACUCUGGUAAUUGGCAGCGCCUUAAUCAGAAACAUGGCAUCAGAGACAGCAGGGACCAUAGUCAAAUGUUUGCUGGGUGCUAGAACGGCCGACAUCAAAUCCUACCUGUAGCUACUGGCCUUCAGUCCGGACAUAUGUUUCUCCUUGGUCCUGUCGUGCCUCUAUCUUUCUUAUACUUCAUCCAAAAUAGCUUGUUAUCCUGAGCUAUUUUAUGUAUUUUCUGCUGCUAUAGCCUUAGACUGCUGGAGGACAUGUGGGACCCCUUUCCAUUCUGCUUUGAUCCAUUUCUAUUUUGGUAUUCUGCAGUAUUUGUUAGUUCAACCAUUAACUUUAUGCUUUUUCUCAUCAUAAUAGCUUAAUCUGGUCUUUUCCUGUUCUCCAUCCUGAACCCAGGCGGGCCAAAUUCACAGUCAGUCUGGCGUCUCUCCUGAGAACUUCAACAGUUCUCCUUAAACUCUGCUGCUGAAUAUCUUCUCUGAAUUAUUCUAAACAAAUAAGGUCAGGAACCAAAACAAAAACAAGAUUUCUCUUUGAUGUUUAUAAAAUAACACAUCAGCUUUCUGGUGGGUGGAGCUCUGAGGCUCAUUAGCAUCUCAUCAGGGUCCUUGGGAACACGAUCCAUGUUCUUCAGUCCAGCUGUCCGUCAUUUAAAGGCUAAUUAGCAGCCCUCAUUAGCCUCAUUUGAUGAUAUUUCACCACAAUUCUUAAUCCAGUUGUUCAAACUUUUUCAUCUAGAAAACAUUUUGAUUCCCUAAGGAGCUCUUUACCCUUAACGAGCUUCAGACACCAGACUAACGAGAUCAGCACUAGUUAGCUUCCUAAAGCAGAGAUGCUCAUUAAUGAAAGGUUAAAUAAUGAAAAAAACUACUAACUAUAAUUGGUCCUGUAAUAUCUAAAGUGCUGCUCGCUGCAGCCGGCAUCAAUGACCACACCUAAGCUCAGUAUCAGCUGCUAUAGGCCAGGGCCCAGUUGGACCCCUUUAGAAACCCAGCAGGGUCUAGUUGGGUUUACUGGGAGGUGAAGCUACCCGUCUUCAUUUUGCUCAUCUCAUAAGACCUGCAUUUUGGACCAGAAACCAACAGACCCUCUACUGUGAGAACAUCUAAUGUAGGAGGAAGCUGUAGAAGUGAGGAAGAUCUGGGGGCAUAUUUAACAAACUUCUUACAAUUAGUCCUAAGAUCUAUCUGCAAAGAAACAAAAAA